AUGGGCGAUGAUUUGUCUCAGUUAAGCUUAAUGAGAUUCGAUUUGGGGUCGGAAAAGUUGGAUCUUUUUACUAGUGUAUCCGGCGACUUUCCAACUGCGUUUCUAUAUUUUUCAACUUUGAUUAGCUACAAGGGGAAAGUAGCUUUAGCCACUAACACAAGGAUGGAUUUGGAAGUGUGGGUUUUGGAUCAGCAAGCCAAGACUCUAGGAUGGUUGAAGGAAAGUUUUAGUAUCAACAUUGGGAAGAAGUGGAAACAAUAUGAUUUGGGAAUUAUCAGAGGCACAACUCAUAGAGAUGAGCUAAUUUUGGCACCACGGUUCUAUUAUAAUGAGUUUUAUGUUUACCUUUACAAUCCAUACACGAAUAUGCUUAGAGGACCAAAGUUGAAUUACACGGAGACCAAGCAUCCGGAGACCAAAGCAAUGGUUUUUUCGGAUUAUGUAGAGAGUGUUAGGUUGUUGUAG
Camelina sativa (false flax) is the source of this 465-nucleotide messenger RNA. The record is from RefSeq and is a predicted model, not a curated record. Lineage: Eukaryota; Viridiplantae; Streptophyta; Magnoliopsida; Brassicales; Brassicaceae.